Molecule: messenger RNA, 2305 nt
Organism: Paralichthys olivaceus (Japanese flounder)
Lineage: Eukaryota; Metazoa; Chordata; Actinopteri; Pleuronectiformes; Paralichthyidae
Gene: mmp23bb
Product: matrix metallopeptidase 23bb
Biological process (GO): collagen catabolic process; extracellular matrix organization; proteolysis
Cellular component (GO): extracellular matrix
Molecular function (GO): zinc ion binding; metalloendopeptidase activity
Source: RefSeq, a predicted model, not a curated record
UCAGUUCAGUCCGGAGCCGAACUCAGGGACCGGGUCCAGACCGUAAUCCACCCGAGUCAUCUGGUCCUGCCUCAGAGGACACGCUGACCCGGGACAGUUCGGGUCUUUUUAACUCUUUACUCGCUCGGAUCCGGACGCGCGGUGGUUUUACGCGUCUCCAGGUCGGUUCCGUUGGACCAUGAAUCCGGUGUAAGAUCUGAUCGAGUUCUCGUCAUGGACCCGGUUCAGCUGCUGCUGCUGCUGCUGCUGCUGAUGAUGAUGAUGAAGAUGUGCGGCAGCAGAGCAACGGAGCUGAGAAACAAACGUUACGCUGUUAAUCCUCUGGGACACAAGUGGUCUCACCACAACAUCACAUACAGAAUCAUCAAGUUUCCAAACACUCUGAAUGUGGACGACACUAAGAAGGCCAUCAGCAUCGCCUUCACCAAGUGGAGCGACGUAUCUCCUCUGACCUUCUCAGAGCUAACUGAUGGCAACGCCACAGCUGACAUCACCAUCGGUUUCUACACCUUCAACCACACCGACUGCUGGUGGUCUCCUCUACACCCCUGCUUCGAUGGCCUGAACGGCGAGCUGGCUCAUGCUUUCCUGCCGCCACGAGGAGAAAUACACUUUGACAACCACGAGUUCUGGAUCCUCGGCAAGUCAAGAUUCAGCUGGAAACAAGGUGUGUGGCUGAACGAUCUGGUUCAGGUGGCAGCUCAUGAGAUCGGUCAUGCUCUCGGCCUGUGGCACUCCAGAGACCCUCAGGCGCUGAUGCAUCCCAACGCCACCUACACUGGACAGAGGAACAUCGCUCAGGACGACAUUUGGGGCAUCCAGAGACUCUACGGUUGUCUGGAUAAGAAGCGAGUCUGUGAUCCGUGGGCUCGACUCGGCUUCUGUGAGCGGAGGAAGAUGUUUAUGAAGAAGAACUGUCCUCAGCGCUGUGACCUCUGUUAUGAGCCUCUGGAAGCGGUUAGCACACCAACACCGUCUCCAGCCAACAUCAAGAUCAAGAUGGUUCCCAGAGGGAAGGUGGUGGGUUUCCGCUGUGGAACCAAAAACUCUCGCUCUCCACCCAAAGUCAGCUGGUUUAAAGACGGCGAGCAGAUCGUCGCCUCUGUCCCCGGCUACAUCGUCUUGAAGGACAGAGACCUUCGCAUUAUCGCCAACGAGUUUAAUGAGGGCGUUUACACCUGUCGCAUCCAUCGACGUGGGGACAUCGUAUCUGCCAACUCCUGGGCCAUCCGACUAAAACCAGAGCAACCGUCCAACAGCUGAGGACAAAACAUGAUGAACUGUUUUUAUAUUAGUGGAACGACUCACUACGAUUGGAUAUGACAGAAAGUCACUCUGCAAACAAACCAAACCAUGGUUGAGUUUGAUCCAGACCCAGAACACCUCUCUCCGUGUGUGAGGAACCUUUCACAGUCUGAAGGUCUGAAACAAAGGAGGAGUCACAGAGUGAAACCUGCGGCUCCAUCAUCCAGUUCCUCCUAUCUCAGAUAUUGGCGCCACCAUCUUCACCUGGUGAUGUCAGAACGUUUGAUUGAAUUAAUUGGAUCACAUCAGUUUUAGUAUUUCUGUUAGCGCCCCCCCCAGUAAUGUAUGUGACAUGUAUGUAAUAUAAGUCAUGUGACAGCUCUGACAUCUCAUUGAAUCUUUUAUUUUUCAGUUGCUCACAUUGUUUGACGUCUGUUCCUCUUCUUCGCUGACCAUCGUUCUAAAAACAGUCCUUUGUUUGACACUGAUUUACCCACAAUGCACUGCAUGAGUCUGAUGCAGAGAAACAUGAUGAAAUAAUUUAAAUAAAUUUGGUUUCUAACAUUUAUAUUCUUCACAUUUAAAUUAGUAACAAGUCGUUAAAAUUCACCUGUUGUCUCCAAGUGACCUCACGGUGACGACAGCCGCUGAUGCACUGUGGGAUACCGUCUGUUUCCGUCCAGAUAGUGACGUCAUGUGGACACUCAUAGCUACUGCACCAACCUCUGUGGUCAACAGAUCCGAAACUCAUCUGUUUGUCAACCUCUAACCUGCUCUCUGAUUGGACCAGAGCUCUGGCCGUGAGAACAUGUGAAGAACAUGUGAGGAACAUGGUAAGAACACGUGAAUACAUCGUUCCAUCUUCAAAAUCAAACUUUAUUGUGUGAACACAACUGUUCAGGUGAGGCUGCACACGGUGCAGACACACACCUGUCAUCACCUCCAACCUUCUGAUUCAAAAGACCUUCAUCAUGUCGUCGUCCUCAUCUUCAUCCUCAGAGCCGUGAUGAAGAUGAGGAGGACGACAGACCUGAGAUCAGCUCAGACUCGAACACACAAA